AUGGCCCCUUCUGGAGGCAAAAUGGCCACGAGAACCAGAGCUAAUUUACCCAACUUGAAGCUGAACAAGAAAAUCAAGAAGACGAAGAAACAGCAGCAGCAGCAGCAGCAAAAGCUGAAGCAGAUUCCAGCGGCGAUACCAAACGACGCCGUUCAUUUCACCGACGACUCUACUGACAUCGACGGCGGCUGCAGCACUCCAAAAGCAGAGAGAUUCAGAAUCCCGGAUAUUCUAACGUGUCCGCCGGCCCCCAAGAAGCCAAGACCCUCUUCGGAUUGCUCAUUACGACGAUCGCCCAUUGCCUUUUUUGCUCCUCCAGAAUUGGAGCUCUUCUUCUGCGCCUUGCCGGUGCCUGACAUUUCAGUCUGA
Molecule: messenger RNA, 369 nt
Organism: Cucurbita moschata (crookneck pumpkin)
Lineage: Eukaryota; Viridiplantae; Streptophyta; Magnoliopsida; Cucurbitales; Cucurbitaceae
Product: cyclin-dependent protein kinase inhibitor SMR13
Exons: 1
Coding region: 1-369 (122 amino acids)
Biological process (GO): regulation of DNA endoreduplication
Source: RefSeq, a predicted model, not a curated record